Messenger RNA from Theileria annulata, 423 nucleotides. RefSeq lists its product as uncharacterized. Bases 1 to 423 code for a protein of 140 amino acids. NCBI's taxonomy places the organism in Eukaryota, Apicomplexa, Aconoidasida, Piroplasmida, Theileriidae. The transcript has 2 exons. The record is from RefSeq and is a predicted model, not a curated record.
AUGGUUUCCACAUUAAGUAAGAAAUAUUUAAUCUUGUUCAUGUUCUUCAAAUUAACCUUCUCAAGUACGAAACAUUCACAUGAAUACACCACGGAAUUGACUGCCAUUAGUUUUGCUGAAUUGGGUAAUCCUAUUCUAACUGCCAUUGAGGUUAUGAAGGGAGGUGCUGAUGGCAAGAAGGAAGAGAACUUUGGAGGCGGGAAUCUAGGAGCUUAUUACAAUUUUAUGUACCCUGAUAACACAGAUUAUCCUUGGGCAUGUAUUUGUAACGCAGACGACUACAAACUUUGGGAGAAGAAGGAACAACCUUACGUCAGAUGUCGUAAUCAGGAGGAUCUUUCUUUGCAAGACAUUCAGGCCAACUGUGACCCAUCAAACGUUGCAGCAAAACAAGAUUUAUGGAAAGGGUUUUAUUUUCUUUAA